This is a messenger RNA of Diutina rugosa, 1449 nucleotides long. RefSeq names its product metallodipeptidase. Gene Ontology annotation, biological process: proteolysis. The transcript has a single exon. NCBI's taxonomy places the organism in Eukaryota, Fungi, Ascomycota, Pichiomycetes, Serinales, Debaryomycetaceae. The record is from RefSeq and is a predicted model, not a curated record. The coding region runs from base 1 to 1449 and encodes 482 amino acids. Gene Ontology annotation, molecular function: metallodipeptidase activity.
AUGUCGUACGAGAAAUUGGACUUACAGCCGUUCUUCGACACCGUCGACGAGCUCAAGCCCCAAUUCAUCGAGCGGUUGCGCAAGGCGAUCGCCAUCCCCUCGGUGUCGGCCGACGAAACCUUGCGCCCCCAGGUGGUGAAGAUGGCCCACUUCUUGGUCGACGAAUUGAAGCUGUUGGGCUUCCACGACAUCCAGCUCAAGGACUUGGGCACCCAGCCUCCCCCCGUCGCCGACCCCAAGUUGCAAUUGCCCCCGAUUGUCCUCGCCCGUUUCGGGAGCAACCCCGACAAGAAGACGGUGUUGGUCUACGGCCACUACGACGUCCAGCCCGCGCUCAAAGACGACGGCUGGGCCACCGAGCCGUUUGAGAUGACGUUGAACGAGGCGCAAGACAUCAUGUACGGCCGUGGUACCACUGACGACAAGGGUCCCGUCAUCGGCUGGCUCAACGUGAUCGAGGCCCACAACAAGCUCGGGUGGGAGCUUCCCGUGAACCUCGUGGUGUGCUUUGAAGGUAUGGAAGAACUGGGCUCGCUUGGGCUCGACAAGUUGGUCGAGGACGAGGCCAACCAGUACUUCAAGGGCGUCGACCAGGUCACGAUCUCCGACAACUACUGGUUGGGGACGAAGAAGCCAGUGCUCACCUACGGGUUGCGCGGGUGCAACUACUACCAGAUCAUCGUCGAGGGUCCCGGCGCCGACUUGCACUCGGGCAUUUUCGGCGGCAUCAUCGCCGAGCCGAUGACCGACUUGGUCCACUUGAUGGGCGAAUUGGUCGACAACAAGGGCAAGAUCCUCAUCCCUGGCGUUUACGACAUGGUGGCGCCGUUGACCGACAAGGAGGACGCGUUGUACGACAACAUCGACUUCAGCGUCGACGAGUUGAACGCGGCGCUGGGGCUGGAAACGGCGUUGCACGAAAACAAGAAGGACAUCCUCAAGCACCGGUGGAGAUACCCGUCGUUGUCGCUCCACGGGAUCGAGGGCGCCUUCUCCGGCGCCGGGGCCAAGACGGUCAUCCCCGCCAAGGUGGUGGGCAAGUUCUCCAUCCGUACCGUCCCCGACAUCGACCUGGGCAAGUUGGACCAGUUGGUGUUUGAACACGUCACCAAGAAGUGGCAGGAGUUGGGGCUGAAGAACAAGUUCAAGGUCGAGUUGAUCCACGACGGCAACUACUGGGUGCUGAACCCGUUCAACAAGGCGUUCACCGCCGCCUCCCACGCCACCCAGGACGUGUGGAACGUCGUCCCCGACAUGACCAGAGAGGGCGGGUCCAUCCCCAUCACCUUGACCUUCGAAAAGGCCUUGGGCGUCGACGUGUUGUUGUUGCCCAUGGGCCGGGGUGACGACGGUGCCCACUCCAUCAACGAGAAGUUGGACGUGCCCAACUACAUCAACGGGUGCAAGACUCUCGGUGGCUUCUUGCACUACUACGGCCGUGGCGAAUAG